Molecule: messenger RNA, 1590 nt
Organism: Cynocephalus volans (Philippine flying lemur)
Lineage: Eukaryota; Metazoa; Chordata; Mammalia; Dermoptera; Cynocephalidae
Gene: MFSD2A
Product: MFSD2 lysolipid transporter A, lysophospholipid
Exons: 14
Coding region: 1-1590 (529 amino acids)
Biological process (GO): carbohydrate transport
Cellular component (GO): plasma membrane
Molecular function (GO): lysophospholipid:sodium symporter activity
Source: RefSeq, a predicted model, not a curated record
AUGGCCAAAGGAGAGGGCGCCGAGAGCAGCUCCGCGGCGGGGCUACUGCCCACGGGCAUCCUCCAAGCCAGUGAACGCCCUGCCCAGGCGAAGAAGGAACCAAAGAAGAAACAACAGUUGUCAAUUUGCAACAAGCUUUGCUAUGCAGUUGGGGGAGCCCCAUACCAGGUGACGGGCUGUGCCCUUGGGUUCUUCCUGCAGAUCUACCUAUUGGAUGUGGCUCAGGUGGACACUUUCUCUGCUUCCAUCAUCCUGUUUGUAGGCCGAGCCUGGGAUGCCUUCACAGACCCUCUGGUGGGCUUCUGCAUUAGCAAAUCCUCCUGGACCCGCUUGGGCCGCCUCAUGCCCUGGAUCAUCUUCUCAACUCCUCUGGCCAUCAUCGCCUACUUCCUCAUCUGGUUUGUGCCCGACUUCCCACGGGGCCAGGCCCUUUGGUACCUGCUUUUCUAUUGCCUGUUUGAGACACUGGUCACGUGUUUCCACGUUCCCUACUCAGCCCUCACCAUGUUCAUCAGCACAGAGCAGAGCGAGCGGGAUUCUGCCACUGCCUAUCGAAUGACUGUGGAGGUGCUGGGCACAGUGCUGGGUACAGCGAUCCAGGGACAAAUCGUGGGCCAAGCGGAUAUGCCUUGCCUCCAGGACCCUAAUGGCUCUGCAGUGGCUUUGGAAAGUGCCAAUCACACAUACAGUACCACCUCACUCAGAAAAACGCAAAAUGCAUACCUGCUGGCAGCUGGUGUCAUCGCCUCUAUCUAUGUCAUUUGUGCUGUCAUCCUGACUGUGGGUGUGCGGGAGCAGAGAGAACCCUAUGAGACACAGCAGGCUGAGCCGAUGCCCUUCUUCCGGAGCCUCCGGCAGGUCAUGAGCCAUGGCCCAUACAUCAAGCUCAUUGCUGGCUUCCUCUUCACUUCCCUGGCUUUCAUGCUGGUGGAGGGGAACUUCGCCUUGUUUUGCACCUACACCUUGGGCUUCCGCAACGAAUUCCAGAAUCUACUCCUGGCCAUCAUGCUCUCAGCCACAUUCACCAUCCCCAUCUGGCAGUGGUUCCUAACCCGGUUUGGCAAGAAGACAGCUGUGUACAUUGGGAUCUCAUCAGCAGUGCCAUUUCUCAUCUUGGUGGCCCUCAUGGAGAGCAACCUAAUCGUCACGUAUGUGGUAGCUGUGGCAGCUGGCAUCAGUGUGGCAGCUGCCUUCUUACUGCCUUGGUCUAUGCUGCCCGAUGUCAUUGAUGACUUCCACCUGAAGCAGCCCCACUCCCAUGGAACUGAGCCCAUCUUCUUCUCCUUCUAUGUCUUCUUCACCAAGUUCGCCUCUGGAGUCUCCCUGGGUAUCUCCACCCUCAGUCUCGACUUUGCCGGGUACCAGACUGGGGGCUGCUCCCAGCCAGCACGUGUCAAGUUCACGCUGAAGAUGCUAGUGACCAUGACUCCCAUCGUCCUCAUCCUGCUGGGCCUGCUGCUCUUCAAGCUGUACCCCAUUGAUGAAGAGAAGCGGCGGCAGAAUAAGAAGGCCCUGCAGGCUUUGAGGGAUGAAGCCAGCAGCUCGGGGUGCUCUGACACAGACUCCACAGAGCUGGCCAGCAUCCUCUAG